This is a messenger RNA of Cataglyphis hispanica, 2858 nucleotides long. It is a transcript of the gene wupA, whose product is annotated as troponin I. The coding region runs from base 178 to 792 and encodes 204 amino acids. Gene Ontology annotation, biological process: muscle contraction. Lineage: Eukaryota; Metazoa; Arthropoda; Insecta; Hymenoptera; Formicidae. The transcript is spliced from 9 exons. The record is from RefSeq and is a predicted model, not a curated record. Gene Ontology annotation, cellular component: troponin complex.
AAUGACGUGCCGCUAUUGGUCGCACUAUGACCACGUGAACGGCCUACAGUGGAGGUUCACGAAGUCGACUAGGCUAUCCACGAUAUUGCACAGUCAACUGCCUAAGGUCCGGUUGGCCAGUCGUAGCCAGCAAAGCUUUCUCCACAAGGUAGACGCGUGUAACAACCAAUCACCAUCAUGGCGGACGAUGAGAGGAAGCGCAUCGAGGAUGAAAAGAAGAGGAAACAGGCGGAGACCGAGAGGAAGAGGGCGGAGGUCCGCGCCCGCCUCGAAGAGGCUUCCAAAGCCAAGAAGGCGAAAAAGGGUUUCAUGACCCCCGACAGGAAGAAGAAGCUUAGGUUGCUGUUGCGUAAGAAAGCCGCCGAGGAAUUGAAGAAGGAACAGGAGAGAAAAGCGGCCGAGAGGCGGCGCAUAAUCGAGGAACGCUGCGGAAAACCGAAGAACGUCGACGAUGCCAACGAAGAGGAGUUGAAGAAGAUUUGCCAAAUGUAUUACGACCGCGUCUACCUUUGUGAGGGUCAGAAGUGGGAUUUGGAGCGUGAAGUUCGGAAAAGGGACUACGAGAUCGCGGACUUGAACAGCCAGGUCAACGAUCUCCGAGGUAAAUUCAUGAAACCGACCCUGAAGAAGGUGUCCAAGUACGAGAACAAGUUCGCCAAGCUCCAGAAGAAAGCCGCUGAAUUUAAUUUCCGUAAUCAACUGAAGCAAGUCAAGAAGAAGGAAUUCACCUUGGAAGAAGAAGACAAGGAGCCCAAGAAGUCCGAGAAAGCAGAGUGGCAGACCAAGAAGUAGAUUUAAUAUAAGAAAGUAAACCAGUUUGAGUGCGAAAUCUCAAUAAAGCGCAGAUUGUUAUGACAAAACAAAAGAAAAAAAAAUCGAACAAAACAAAGGAAAAAAAUCAAACUUCUUCACACAUACACGCACAUCCAUGCACACAUACGAGGAGACACUAACACGAUCGCGUUUUUACAAUCGACUUGACACGCGCUCGCGCGAAAACAACCGCGAAAAAGCGAACAGGAGAGAAGUAAAAAAAAAAUGCACGUAAAACACUUUUGAUACCGUUUCUAUCGACGUCUCGCGUGUUCGCCAGCGCGUUUUCGUAGUCACGUUCGUUUGAAUUGUUGGCAAACUAGUUCGUUAGCGCCGCGGAACAAAUUAACGAGUGAGGACUGAAAAUUGCGCGAACAAUCCUAGGAGUUAUAGUCGAUAUUUGAUUAUAUUCCUCUUCCGGAGGAAUAUACGGUCAAAACGAGCGAUGUAGAGAGAAGUUGAGAGAUUCUGCGUCAAUAUACAUAUAUUCACGUACAAUUAUUAUAAAUAAAAAUGAUGAGUUAUGGCAAUAAGCAAGAGAGCGCAUGUGAAUAAGUCAGAUGUUUUCCUCGUACGGCCGAUUCCUUCGUCAUGAUAUAUUUUAUCGAUAAAUUGUUACUCUUGUCUCUCUCUCGUUUUCUAUUUUUUUUUCCCUUGUUUUUACGGUUUAUUUUCUUUCCAUCUGUGGAAUUUCUCACUUCGACAGAUCUUGAUUUUUAUUUUCCCUUCCUUUUGUCUUUGCAUCUAUUGGAUGUGAAACUCGAUAACUCAAACUGACCCAAUUCCCGAUUCUUUUCGUUCUACGUAAUGGAAACGCGAUGGAACUACGUUUGAGAAUGUUAACGCGAUCAUAGUAUUUUUUGCAAUACACACACAUAUAUAUAUAUUAUGUAAAAUCAGAUACGAUUUUCGCUCCUCUCGGCGGGCUCGUAUUUUCGUGUCGCGUGAUAAGAGAAAUUCUUUUACGACGAUGUUACGCGAGCGCAUAUUUUAAAUAUUCGAUAAGGAAAAAGGUCAGGGGUUAUCGGGAAUCGUACCAUUUCUUUCUCUCUCUUUUUCUCCUCUCGUAAAACUUCACUAAUUCGCCUUUCUCUGAAACAUCGUUAAUUUCCUUUAUCUCGCUCUUUUUCUCCGACAUAUCGCGGCGAUUAUUGUCUAAUUUGUUUCUGAUAUUCGUAUCGUUUUUUUUUUAAUCUUCGUGUUUUUGUAAUCUUCCGCUCUAAUUACGUAAAAAUCUUCGCAAUAGCGUAACCCCAGCACAAAAUAGAUAAAAUAUAAAGUUAAAAGGGUCAUACAAAAAAAGGUGAGAAUGGCUUGUGAAGUAUAUUUGAAGCUGACAGUUCUUCACUUUUAUUUCGUACAUAAUGGCAGAAGCGCUUUACUCACACAUACAUGCCUGGCCACACACACUCGCGUUUUUCUACUCUUUACCAUCUAAUUAUACUGUUGCCUUCCGUUUUUCCGCACACUCGCCUCGUUUAUCUUCUGUUCGCACGUGUUAAUUGCCGCGCACUUUCUCACGCAAAAUCGUUCAUCCGGCAAAUCGCGUGCUAUGCAAAAAACGUUAAAGAAAAAGUAAAUAGAAUGAGAAAUACCAGCUCGCCUGAAAAAGAAAGAAAUUGAAACACGCACUCUCUAAAACUAAAGUUUCGUUUGAUUACGCAAUUGAAGCUCUUUUGCAGCUUGCCUUAUCGCCGUCAUUCGGCUGCCAUGCUUCCAGGCUGUAAAUGUGUAGAAAUUGUUGUUCCGUCUUUGUUUGUUUACAAUCGUGCACGCAUUUUGACAUAUUAAAAAACUCUCUUUCAUUAUAUUUUCCGAAUUUACGAUAAAUAAAUAAUUUAAAAAUAUUUUCGCAACGAUCAAUGUGCGUGUGUCGAUUACGAUGUCGAUCAUGAUUUACGAUGUAAAUCACGAACGAUGCCUUACUUAUUAAACAAUAUUUAAAUAUAAUGUGUAUAUUAAAUCCUUAAUCAAUGUCCAUGUCUUAUCCGUUAACUAAUAAUGUUGCUCUUGCAUUAUGUUCGCAGAACGCGUCAAAAGAUAAG